CCGUUUUCACGUUUUUUCUCGAGAAGUCGCAGAAGUUCGGAGCGAGCGCGGGCGGGGAGAGCCGCCGGCGCCGCCUUGGAGCCCGAAGCCGGCCCCGAUUUCCCCCCUCCCCACAGAGCCUUCCCGUCCGCCCCAGGCGUCGGGGCCCCCCAAGGCCGGCCCGGGGUCUGCUCCGACUUGUGCUGCUGGCGGGGUUGCGCUCCUUCUUCUUAAAGAUGAAAGAAGGCACGGUUGUCUUUGCCGCUUCUCCAGGACUGUUGCUGCCUCCGCCGCUGCUUCAUUGACAUUCAAGUGGAAAUUUUCAGGAGUCAGCAAAGAAACAUUGUGUCCAAAAAGACUGAGUCGCAGUUACCACCAAACCCUGGAGGAGACUCUCCCUGGAAAACUUCCCUUCGGUUUAUUUUCUUGAAAAGGCUCCAGGCUUCGGCUUGGAAAAUCCAACCGCCAAAAUUGAGCCCAGCAGCUGGAGCGGCAGUGAGAGCCCUGCCGAAAACAUGGAAAGGAUGAGUGACUCUGCAGAUAAGCCAAUUGACAACGAUGCAGAAGGGGUCUGGAGCCCUGAUAUUGAGCAGAGCUUUCAGGAAGCCUUGGCUAUCUAUCCACCAUGUGGGAGGAGGAAAAUCAUCUUAUCAGACGAAGGCAAGAUGUAUGGUAGGAAUGAAUUGAUAGCCAGAUACAUCAAACUCAGGACAGGGAAGACGAGGACCAGAAAACAGGUGUCUAGUCAUAUACAGGUCUUAGCAAGAAAGAAAGUUCGAGAAAUUCAAGCCGCCAUUAAGGUGUCUAGUCACAUUCAGGUUCUUGCCAGAAGGAAAUCUCGUGAUUUUCAUUCCAAGCUAAAGGUGACAAGCAUGGAUCAGACUGCAAAGGAUAAGGCACUUCAGCAUAUGGCUGCCAUGUCGUCAGCCCAGAUCGUCUCGGCCACUGCCAUUCACAACAAGCUGGGGCUUCCUGGGAUUCCACGCCCCACCUUCCCGGGGGCGCCGGGGUUCUGGCCGGGAAUGAUACAAACAGGGCAGCCAGGAUCUUCACAAGAUGUCAAGCCCUUCGUGCAGCAGGCCUACCCCAUUCAGCCAGCGGUCACAGCCCCCAUUCCAGGUUUUGAGCCUGCGUCAGCCCCAGCUCCCUCAGUCCCUGCCUGGCAGGGCCGCUCCAUUGGCACAACCAAACUUCGCCUGGUGGAAUUCUCCGCUUUCCUCGAACAGCAGCGAGACCCAGACUCGUACAACAAACACCUCUUCGUGCACAUUGGGCACGCCAACCAUUCUUACAGUGACCCAUUGCUCGAAUCAGUGGACAUUCGUCAGAUUUAUGACAAAUUUCCUGAAAAGAAAGGUGGCUUAAAGGAACUGUUUGGAAAGGGCCCUCAAAAUGCCUUCUUCCUCGUAAAAUUCUGGGCCGAUUUAAACUGCAAUAUUCAAGAUGAUGCCGGGGCUUUUUACGGUGUAACCAGUCAGUAUGAGAGUUCUGAAAAUAUGACAGUCACCUGUUCCACCAAAGUUUGCUCCUUUGGGAAGCAAGUAGUAGAAAAAGUAGAGACGGAGUAUGCAAGGUUUGAGAAUGGCCGAUUUGUAUACCGAAUAAACCGCUCCCCGAUGUGUGAAUACAUGAUCAACUUCAUCCACAAGCUCAAACACUUACCAGAGAAAUAUAUGAUGAAUAGUGUUUUGGAAAACUUCACAAUUUUAUUGGUGGUAACAAACAGGGAUACACAAGAAACUCUCCUCUGCAUGGCCUGUGUAUUUGAAGUUUCAAAUAGUGAACAUGGAGCACAACAUCAUAUUUACAGGCUUGUAAAGGACUGAACAUGGUUAUUUAUAUAUAUAGAUACCUGUAUAUACACACACACACACAUAUGUGCGCACACACACACUCUCUCUCCAUUAUUGAAUGACUGACUGUAAACCUCACCACACAGGGUGGUCCCCUGACCCUGAGGUCACCCUACUUUUCUAAAUCCUGUUUGAGUGAAGUCAUUUUUUCAUGUAUUCAUACUAUCAUUGUAGCUGUGAAGUUCUGGUACAGUUGUAAAAAGAGAAAUCGAGUUGUUUCUAUGUGUUCUUCAGAUCUGCAGCCCACAAUUUCUCGGGAAAGGUGAACCUUAAGAACCCAAGUCUCUGUCUGCAGAGACCUGUUUCUAAUUGUGGUAGAAAAUAUCCAGACAGAGCAUUUGCCGUGGGACAUUUACAGCCUUUAUACAAAUGUAUUUAGUUCUUUUGUUUUUCCAACAGAAAAUUCUUGUUUUAAGAUACAAGUAAAAUUAAUCUUUAAAUAUAAAUGUAAAUUAGUACACAAAACUAAGAAUCUUUAGACUUAUCUUUGUAACUAAUUAGGGUGGAAGUUAUGAAAGAAUGUAAUUCACUAAAUUAUUUUUUAAAUGAAACUUUUCUUUCUUUUUUGAAACCAAAUGUUAAAAUAUAGCCUUAAGAAAUGCUUGGUAGAAAUAUCCUAAUGAGACAAAUUUGUACUUUUUUUGCAAGGUUAAAACUAAUCUCCUAAUCCAUUAAACUCUUGAACAGGUAUUACAAAAGAAGAAACCUUCACCCCUUAUCCUUAACAUAUAUAGUAUAUUUAAAAAUAUAAAAUUGUAUUGUACUAAUGUGAUAAUUGAUUAUUUAAUGAAAAAGAAAAGAUGGCUUUUUUUUUGCAAUAAGUAGAUAAAUACUGAAAAUCUAAACUUACAAUGUUUAUAGUCUUGUGUGUGCAGUUAUAUUUUAUAUGGACAACCAAAUUUUUUACUAAGAUGCGUAAAUAUUUGAACCACUGAAAUUUAAUAACAAAAAAAUUAAAAUUGGCAUGAAUACUGCACUGUGAGCUGCAAAGUAUAGAAAAUCCUGUGGCUGGGAGAACAUUUCAUCAACCAAACAAGUUAAAGGCUCUUCAGUUUUAGCAUCUCUGCUUCCCAGAAAUUCACAAGCAUCCUCACCAGCCUGUGGAUAAAUUGUUUAUUUCUGGUGAUCCAAUAUGCAUAUUUACCUGCUAUGAUUAUAUGUGUAUCUAUGUGUUUGUGUAUACAUAUAUACACAUAUACAUAUAUAGUUAUUCAACACAUAUUUAUUGAACAUCUAUUUAGUGUCACUCAGUUUGCUAGGUGCUGAUAUGUAUAUAUAUAUAUAUAUCUCAAUCUGUUUCUGUAGCUCGAUAUAUUCUCCAAGGACAUCGUCCAUUUUCUUGUCAUCUCUCAAUUAGUCACAGUACUUGUUUGACUGAGGUUUAAGAGGCCCAGCUGUCUAUCUCUGACCUUUUCAAACAGGCUCAUUUGGGAGGUGUUUCCUUCCCAGGAGAGAUUCAACUUUCCAACCCAAAUAUUCCAAAGCAUGGCCCAGGCACAGUUGGUUGGAUAUAGCCACACAUCUUGGGUUCUUUACAUAAGUGCUUCAUUGGAAAAUACCCCCAAUGGGCAUACCCCCCAACUUCCCAGAGGAAAGGGACAUUUUUGUAAUUGUGAGGAAUAUGUUAACACCGUAGAUCAUGAAAUAAGUUUCAUAAGAUGUGAAACAUGUCAAGACUUUUAUAUCAAGCCCAAAAUACUGACUUUGUUUUAUCACAUCCAAGUAACUUAUACACCCCCUUUCCUGUCUCACUGCCUGCUCUGACCCUGCUUGUAUAUUGGUUAGGAUCUGGUGGUCGUGAGCAUGAGGGCGUGGCCGGCUCGUGGCAACAGAACACUGCAGCACACCUGACCUCUCCCACACUCAUGCCAUUGGUCACUGGGAAGACCAGGGGAGAACGUGCAAAAACUACCCCAUGUGGAACGUGCAUCCCCUACAUAAACUAGUAGGAUGGUACCCAUCUUCCCUCUGUAAAGCGACUACCAUUUGUUUCCUGAUUCCAAGUGAGCCUUGGAAGGAUUGCCCCAGUGGUCUGCUCUUCCAUCUGCUCUUCAGCCCAAGCACUUAAGCUUCCGUGAUCAUCAUCUUUACAACUUCUGUUGGUCGCUCCUAUUAGCAGGGAUGCUUCUCUUGCUCCUGUCCUGCACUUCCCUCAAAGGAACCCCCACUCUUCCAGGACCAGGACCCUAUGAAGGUGGGCAAAUGAUUUACGCGGCUCAAAGCCAGGCCAUCCCAGAACUCCAGGGGAGAGGUGUCUGGUUCCCACCCAGGAAUGAGGCUCCUCCGUGCUGCCAGGAGGGCUCUUGGGAUUUACUUUUCAAAGCACAAACACACUGAGAUCCAAGAAGGCCGGCUAGGAGGGAGUUCUGUUGGCUGCAGAGAACAGCAUACCCUGGCCUGCUGACUCAGUCUCCUGGGCCCUCUGAUUCACCACCAAUGUCCUCCUCCCCCGAAUGCCUUGGUAGAUGAAUUUGGGGGGUUUACAUGAACAACCUUGAGGAUUACAUUUUGCUCCUAAAACAUUUCUAAGAUCUAUUAUUUCUUGUCUUGCUUUUCUCAAGUUUUCUCCAGGGCAGAUAUUUUUCCUAUCAUAUCCACUGGUCCAGUCACCCAAACUCUUGGCCCUCUUCGUCUCUCCCAUAUUAGACCUUAGGUUGGCAUUUGUGUCCAACAUCGAAUCCACGUCUGUCUUUGGUCUUUGGCCCUUUACGGCAGUCUCUCCUCCCUUUGUCGGUAAAGCUUUCUAAACCAUAAAGAAGCCUUUCCAAGGCUCUGUCUUCACUGUUCGCUCCCAGGUGCUUCCUCUCCUGGUGACCCUCCACUACCAGGUUUCAUUCAGGGACCUCUCAUGCUUUCACUGGAGAAAUUGGAGGCCAGUUUUCCACAACUUAAAUGGAGUAGCUGAAGAACUGGGCUCUGGUCUGUUGGCAUUCUUUUCCAUCUUAGCAAGACCUACAAUAAAAUCAGGACUUCUUCAAGAACAUGUGCUAGAAUUCCAGAAUGUCCAAACUACCCUAGACCAGUGUCACCCUCAAUCCUGUUGACAUUUUGUACCAGAGGAUUCUUUGUUGUGUGGAGUUGUCCUAUACAUUACAGGUUUGGCAGCAUCCCUGGCCUCUGCUCACGAGAUGCUAGUAGCACCCCUUCCCUCAGUUGUCACAACCCAAAAUGACUUCAGACAUUGCCAAAUUUCCCAGGGGGCACAAAAGUUGAAAACCUCUGCCCUAGAUCUUACAGGUGACAAAUACCGUAUUUGAGAUUUUCCUUUUUCCUUCCAUUUCACCCCGAGAUAGUGUCUCUCCGUAUUUCAAGUCAUCAGGAGGCAGGUAGGAAUAUUAUGCAAGUGACCUUGUGUCUGUGUUUCUUCCUGUUUUAAACUUCCACUUCACAACAGAUUCUCUCUUGCCACAAGUAUUCUUACACUCAUCCCUGGGGAAGUUGGGAACAGCUGGUCACCAUCAUCCCUCUGAUCAACUCACACCUAUUUAAAGAGCAUUUCUAAUUUGAUCUUUAACUCUUACUUUACUGGGUAAAAAUAAAUCCCAGCUAUUUUCAUUAUUUCCCAUAAGCUCAUGGGUCUCAUUAUCAAACCUUUCAUCAUUUCAGUCCAUUUGCUCUGGUCUUCUACUUUCUGCCUUUUCUACACUCAAUGCUGUUUGUAAUUUGUGAAAGCCUCUGGAACAUGUCUUUUCAUCUGGAGGGAUGGAGGAGAGAGGGAUCUGUGCCAGAAGAGGGCUGAUAGUAAUUUGUGUUUCUUUAUUGAGCUCAAAGAGAGCACAACCUAUUCUCCUUCAUUUUGUAGAUGAGAAAGUUGAGGCUCUGAAGGGAGAUGACUUGCCCCAAAUCACACAGCUUGGUUAGUGGCAGAAUAAGGGUGAUGCUUUGGGAGGCCUGCCACCUACUCUUCAGCCUCUUCUGGGGAGGUUGUUCCUCUUUGGUGCUCAGGCUGAAAUGAUCCCUACAGAUGUGUGGACAGUGCCAGUUCAGAAGAGAGAGGGAGAGAAGAGCCCCCCUUUGCCAGAGCCACGGCAUCACCCCCAUGCUGAUGCCGCUUCUCACACCCCACAGGGCCUUGUCUGCCUGGAGCUCUCUGAGCAUUUACAAGCGGAUAUGAAAUCUGAUGAGCCUUUUCGCUUACUCUGAGGACAGUUCACCCGCCACAGGCUCGGAGUCAAAUGUCUAUUUUCUAAGCAUCCCAGCAGCAGAAUCCCACACUCAGACCAGCCAAACAACAGGCCCCGUUCCAAGCACUUGGUGUUACAAGUCCCCGGAUGACUUUAAAACCCAAGUCUGUAGGUUUCAAUGCUGUAGUGGCUUUAGCAGUUUGUUUUUGUACAACCAUAAAUUAUUUAAAUCAUAUGAGAUGACAGUCAACUUUUCAAAUCCUGGUACCUAUAAUUUGUAUAAUAUUGUAUAUGCUCUGGUACACUACGCUUGUCCUAACGAAGGGUAGAACCAGUUUUGUCUGUUGGUGUUCACACCUGUAACAUUAAGAGGAUAUGUCAGCACCGCUCAUUUCUUUAUGUUGAUGUUUCUGUGGCAAAGCCCUGCACAUGUCAUUUCUGAAAAGCCUUAAAUCUUUGAGAUGUUGCGUGUAGGGUGUGCAGUGCAAAAGGGUGCCUCGGAACUGUGAGCCCUUUUGUAAGCUGGAAACAUUUCUCUUACUACUGUUCCUUUUUUAGGGAGUUUUAAAUUCAGAGCUGCCAAAGCGUUCCAGUAAGCAGUGCCUUAGUGAUAUCUUAGUUGUGCCGCCAGCCUUUUCUUACACCAGUUUUCAAUGUCCAUUGACUAAUUGGCCCAAUAUUUAAAAUAAAACAAGCAGGAAUUGUUUGCAUUUUGUUUGGUAAGCCCAUUUUUCUCCAGUUCUAUAGACAACUGACCACUUGGUCUAAAAGCUAAAACUGAACAGAAGUUCGUUCUUUGACCACACCUUCAAUGUAUAUACCAAAAUGAAAGGUUUUGCAACUUCAUAGUUGACUAUGAAAAAGCAAAUUGUACUUUUAAUGUUGCCUUUUAAAUUCACGACCAAAUACUUAGCUAUUUGUGAAUCUUCUGCACUCUAGCAUGAAAGUGCCUUUGGUUUGAGAUUCCAGCUUAGAAAAGUGCUGCCAUAAUAACGAUCAUUUGUAGAGAGACCAAAAAUAUUUUGAGAUCACCGUAAUGCCUUUGGUUCACCGGGAUGAGUAACCAACCCCAAGCCUCUGUUCACAAGAGCACGACAUGGACCCUGCCUGCUGGGAGUCUGUCUGCCGUGGAGACCCCCCACUACCACUCAUCAGGAGCACACAACAGCAGGAGUGGACCCAGGGACUGUUGUGUUUGUGUGUGCCGACGACCCCACAUGUCGUCACUGCCCAUCACCCAGCCCUGCAUCCGUGUGAAGGAACUUCCACACAAACGACAGGCUCUCGGCCACUGGACAGACUUGUCCUCCUCCUAACGUUCAUGUUCGGUCUCUGUGGAGGCUUGUUUUCCAUUCAGAUGAGUGCGCACUUACCUGGUUCCCACAAUGAUACCAUUUGCAGAGUUGGAAGCCUCAACCUGAGAUGCCAGUGCAGAACAAAAAUGAGUUAGGGUCAUGACAGUUGAAGUGUUCUUCUUAGGGCGAAAAUGUUGACUCUGAGUGUUGUGUAUGAAUGUGCUGUGAGAAACUUCCAAAGAGCACCAUUCACAAUUCGGCAUUUUCCAAGAAUGUUCCAGCCCUCAAAAGGGCAACCCUUGAAAGUCCAUGUUGGCUUUGAGCAAAGCAUUUUAUAAAUUGGGAAAGCUGAUAGAGGUAAGGAAGAGGAAUGAAAAGGACAAGAAGGCAAAAACACCAGCCAAACAAAAGCCAAGGAAAAAAAGAUUUUUCUUUACCAAUAUAGACUUAAAAAUGACAGCAGACAUCUUUGAAAGUUAGCCUCUGAACUCUUAAUGCGUAUGUUCUGUCUGUCUCUCUAUCUGGUGUCUUUAAGAACACCCUAUCUGGGCUCUGAAAUUUCAGGAGUGAUUUCUAUCCACACCAAGUUGUGAGUAUUAUAGAAAUUUCUACAAAAAAAAAAAAAAAAACCAAAUGAAAAGAAAAAUUACUCAACACAAGUUAUAGUUAGCUGCUUGAAUUCAGCCCCUUUCUGUCAGUGUACUAUAUAUACCACAACUUGGAAGAAAUUAGUCAAAUACUUGCUUCCUCUUCUCUUUUCAACUGUUACUGUGCUUUGUUUGGCAAUAGUUUUCUCUCAGAAAUUCAUUGCUUACAUUGUUAAGAAUGAAGAUUUUGUGUUUAAAAUUUAUUGCAUUGCAAAGGAUAGUUUCACUGAAGUCAUGCACCAUUAAAUAAGAUGAAAUAUUUGUAUUUAUUGUCCUACUUCGUAAGCCGCAACUUGUUUUAUUCUCUGUGAAUUUGCAUUGAGUCAGUCAUACGCCACACUACAUCAUUUUAGUAUUUGAAAUAGCAUUUAUGUUCCUCACUCGUUCAUCAUUGAAUGGAGUCAGAUUCCAGUAGAUUCCACCACUCAGGUGGACUCUCUUACGUCUGGCUUCCAUUGUGAUAUUGUUUCUCCUUACCCUUUCUCUAAGAGGCUGACAGAAUCUAGGCGUAAAUCAAUUGGAAACCAAUCUGAUUUUUUUCAUUUUUGUGCAUCAAUCAUUUUCUGUGAUUAGUUUCACUGUAUAAAUUAGCUAUUAACUGCACCUCUUUAAAAAAAAAAAAUCUCCCUGUUACCUCCUUGAAAGAUUCACUUCUGUAGGCCUUUUUCAGUAGGCUCAUGACUGCAGAUAAAGUAAAAACAAAAACAGUAUGUGCCUAAAAAAAAAAUGACAAAAAAAAUUUUGUAACAUUUAAAAAGAGAAACCUGAAUAGCCUUUAAUUCUUUAAUAUGCUUAAAUUUUAUGUAAAUUAAUUGGUUUUUGCCACGUGUGUUUGUUCACAUUCUAAAUGACUUAAUGGGAUUUUCACGGUCCGUGUCUUCAUGUCAUGUGUAUAAAAUGGGCUUGUGAUGUAAACGUUUCAUCUGGUCAGUGGUUCCUUUGAUAUUGUACUGCUGCUGGGCGUGGGCUACGGAACCUCCCUUUGGGUAGCAAGGUUCCCCUUCGGUAGAUUGGAGAGAUGGGGGGUGGGGGGCAAAUUCUCACACACGUUUUCUUAACCUGUUUGCAGAAACUUUCAAAAGGCAUUUGGUUAAACCUCUUGGCAGUACAGUAUUCUCGUAUUUGUUAAUGUCUGUGUUUAGGUACUGGUACCUUUUUGUUUAAAAAUGUUCUAAGUGUUGGCUUUAAAGUGAAUUUAUCUUUAGUAUGAUAGUUAUAUGAAAAUUAUAGGGUUUGUGUGCAGAGAAUUUUUUUAUAAAGUGCUUUGUAAAAAAAAAAAAUGUAUUCUAGCUUUCGCGGUACAUAUGUGUGAUAACUUUAAUAUCCAUGACAGUUAAGUGCAAUUAUUUCAUCACUCUAAAAAUGCUAUUUUUGUGUCAGUUCCUGCAGGUGUUUUCAUGUCUUUGCAAAGUGACACAUUUUGAUGCCUUCUUGAUAAAGUGGUAGACAUUUUGUAGCUUUCUAGAAACUUUGUAUUCAUACGAUAUCGAUGAAAAAUAAAGAAAAUGAAAGUGUGGGUCA
Molecule: messenger RNA, 9419 nt
Organism: Rhinolophus ferrumequinum (greater horseshoe bat)
Lineage: Eukaryota; Metazoa; Chordata; Mammalia; Chiroptera; Rhinolophidae
Gene: TEAD1
Product: TEA domain transcription factor 1
Exons: 14
Coding region: 495-1805 (436 amino acids)
Biological process (GO): embryonic organ development; hippo signaling; regulation of transcription by RNA polymerase II
Cellular component (GO): transcription regulator complex
Molecular function (GO): RNA polymerase II cis-regulatory region sequence-specific DNA binding; DNA-binding transcription factor activity, RNA polymerase II-specific
Source: RefSeq, a predicted model, not a curated record